This is a messenger RNA of Salarias fasciatus (jewelled blenny), 1038 nucleotides long. RefSeq names its product interleukin 12B 2 (gene il12b2). The record is from RefSeq and is a predicted model, not a curated record. NCBI's taxonomy places the organism in Eukaryota, Metazoa, Chordata, Actinopteri, Blenniiformes, Blenniidae. The transcript is spliced from 8 exons. The coding region runs from base 1 to 1038 and encodes 345 amino acids. Gene Ontology annotation, molecular function: protein binding.
AUGACGGAGAAGCGGACUCCGUGGAUAUUCAGACUUCUGUUGAUCAGCUUCGCAGGAGCGCGUGGACUCAGUGACUUUCCAGAAAACUUCGUAAUAGCCAGAAGGAAUGAUGGGGAAAGUUAUUCAAAUCCAGUCACACUGACCUGCGGCGGCCGGGGCGACGGCGCCGUCACAUGGAAGUUUGGUGGUGAAGUGAUGGAGGACUCGGAUCCCUUCAUCCAGCAGCAGAAUCAAACUCUGGUCCUCGAUGAAGUCGACACUCCGAUGUUGGGAGAAUACAGCUGCUGGAGAGGAAACCAGAUGGUUUCAUCCACCUACAUACUGCUGCAGGAGAAGGAGGAAGAGGAAUUUGAUUCUCUCCUGAAAUGUCGGGCCAGGUCUUAUGACUGUGAGUUCAACUGCAGCUGGACCAGCAGUGAAUACACCGCAGUGCGUCUCGGGCUGGGUCCUGACUGCAGUGAAGGUGGGGAGUCAUGUCACUGGAUCAGAAAGAGCGGUGUGGAUCCAGACGGAGGCCUCCAGUUUGUCCUGUCCCACAGCCUCACGCCCUACUCUGAGGAGAGCUCCAAGCUGGAGGUCACGGCUGAGGCCAUCAAGGACCUGUCCAUCGUCAGGAAGACCAGAAGGUUUUAUCUCCGGGACAUUGUCCAGCCUGACAGUUCCCACAUCGUCAGGUGCAAGGAGGUGGGGGAGAACCUCAACGUGACCGUCGCCCCCCCGCCCAGCUGGUCCAUUCCUCACAGCUUCUUCAGCCUGGAGCAUGAGAUCCAAUAUGUUCUCAGAGAUGAUGGAAGGACUGAAUGUUCUUCCACUUCUUUGGUUCCAAAGGGGAUCAGCAGGCUGAGGGUCCGCUCCCGAGACCCGCUGGUGCCCUCCGCCUGGAGUCUGUGGACUCCCUGGACAAAUGUGACAAAAUCGAAAAAGAACCCAUGUAAACCCAAAAAAAGGGGGCCAAAAAAAUGCUGCCAACAGUCACCACCUGGAUCCUCAGACCACUGCAAGAAGAGAAGGAAGAAUGAACAAUGCUGGUGGGAAUGA